This is a messenger RNA of Oldenlandia corymbosa var. corymbosa, 537 nucleotides long. NCBI's taxonomy places the organism in Eukaryota, Viridiplantae, Streptophyta, Magnoliopsida, Gentianales, Rubiaceae. The record is from the annotation of a GenBank genome assembly.
AUGCGGCAGAUUACUCUAGAUGGGCUACAACGUAAUCCAGCUGAUUCUUGGAAUCACAAUGCCUUCCUACAGCUGCACGAUUUGACACAGCAGGCAAUGACUAUCAGCAAGACAUCUGUUUGGGCUGAUAGUGAGAACCCAAGCCAAGAUUUUGUUCCGGCUGACCCAACCCAGGAGUAUAUCCCACCUAGGCCUCCCAGGACUAACCGAGGCGAGUUCCAGUUAGGGAGUGGGAGGAUGAGAAAACCUGUGGCCACCCAGGAUACUGGCGGGCCAUCUUCUACCCCGCAUGUGUCUCCUUACCGUCCAGCAUCGCCACACCACCAUCCCUCUCCUCCUUUUGAGCAAAUGCAUUUUGAUUCAGAUUUUAUUAAUCUAGAUCCUAAUGGUGAGGGCUCGAGCCAGUGCCCGAGACAGGGCCCCAGUGAUGGUACCAUGCCUUUUACACAGAUUGCUUUGGGUAAGGGACAGCGGAAUAUAAAGAAGAAGAAAAAGUGCUGCAUGACAGAUUCUCGGGAGAAAAAGCGCAAGAUGUAG